Molecule: messenger RNA, 297 nt
Organism: Synchiropus splendidus (mandarinfish)
Lineage: Eukaryota; Metazoa; Chordata; Actinopteri; Syngnathiformes; Callionymidae
Source: the annotation of a RefSeq genome assembly
AUGACUUUAACCAAUUUCUCUUUUUUCUCCGCCUUCAUCCUAGGAUUGGCAGGACUAUCUUUCAACCGCACACACCUAUUAUCGGCCCUUUUAUGCUUAGAAGGUAUGAUAUUAUCUCUUUAUUUAUCAUUUUCCCUUUGAGCACUCACCCUUGGUGCCACUAACUUUUCAUCAGCACCCAUAUUUUUAUUAACCUUCUCAGCCUGUGAGGCAAGCACCGGCUUAGCAUUACUUGUAGCUACAGCACGGACUCAUGGCUCAGAUCACUUAAAAGCCCUUAAUCUCCUCCAAUGCUAA